UGGUAACACGUGCUGAAUGGACCGGCGAUUGCCCCAGUGCAUCCUGGGUAUUUCGUCAUAACCUUCUUCUGAAAACAUUUGCAGCUUUCUAGCUUGACAAAACUAUCACGUUUCGGAAAUAAUUAUUUAAAAUGAUCAAAACCUCAUAAAUGACAGAGUGAGGCGAUAACAGGAGUUUACGAAAAGCCGUUUCUUUCAUUCGUAGUGCUGUGUUGAUAUGUAGCUUAGCAUCAGAGCUAAUAGUUUAGCUUACUGGUUUUAUUUAUUAUUAAAGCCACUUGGACUUACACAAGAGUGGAAGACUCAUCUCUUCUGAAUCUAACUGAUAUGUCACAGAAAAUGCACAUUUAUUAACAGGGUCUUGGCCUUGUCGAUUUAAAAUGGAGGCAUGUGUGAGGUUUUUAUAUCGUGAAGGUCCUCGGAUAGUCUUUAGGAAAUGUUGGACCCCUGGAGUACUGAAGGUUUCGAGAUCACCUCUGUGUCGUCCUCUAUGUGCUGUGUGGACAUGCAGACAUGCUCCUGUAGACACAACACGACUAACACACGCAUCCAGCCACAGCACUCUUCUGUGUCGUGGAAAUGUUACAGACUCUUCACAUACAGCUUUGUCAAGUGUAGCCCCUGUCUUUAUAGUGAUGAAAUUUGAUCCUGAGGGGAAUGUCACUUCAUUUGAGAAAAAAAAAACAGAGCUUUAUCAGGAACUUAAGUUGCAGGCAAGAGACCUGAGAUUCCAACAUCUCACAAGUAUCACAUCAAGAAAUAACACAAUCAUCAUUCGCAUGGAGUCCCUAAAAGCAGUAGUAACUCCAGAGUGCCUCUUGGUGUUGGAUUUCCGGGGUCUUGGUCUGGAGAAGUGGCUGGUUUUGGAGCUCGGGCCACAGUUAGCAGGAGAUGGUGCUCUGGCUACUUAUUCGCUACCUUUCGAGUUUCGAGCCUUGGAGGCAAUUCUGCAGCACAGGAUAAACACCCUCCAGGCAAGGCUAAAUGAGGUUCAGCCCCAGAUUUUAGAUUGCCUCGAGUCAUUAGUGGAUCCCAAGCUUCUCUCUGCAGACCGCAGUAAACUACACAUGCUUCUCCUCAACAGUAAGAGUCUCUCUGAACUCGAGACUGACAUUAAAGUAUUUAAGGAUAGCCUGCUUAAAAUUCUGGAUGAGGAUGAGCUAAUCGAGGAACUGUGUCUCACUAAAUGGACUGAUCCCCGUGUGUUUGAGGAGAGCAGUUUAGGCCUAGAUCAUGCGCAUGAGAUGGAGUUACUCCUGGAAAACUAUUUCAUGCAGGCAGAAGAGCUAGGAAACAAAGCUCGAGAGCUAAAGGGGCUCAUUGACGACUCUGAGAGUGUCAUCUUCAUCAACUUGGACAGUCAUCGAAAUGUGAUGAUGCGCCUGAAUCUCCAGCUCACCAUGGGAACCUUCUCCCUUUCCUUAUUUGGUCUGAUGGGAGUGGCCUUUGGCAUGAAUCUGAUGUCUUCAUUUGAAGAGGAUCCACGAGCAUUCUGGUUAGUGACAGGAGUCAUGUUCUUAGGCAGUGGGCUCAUAUGGAGACGACUGCUUUCUUUCCUGGGACGACAUUUGGAGCCCAGCUCUCCUCCUCCAAUCCCACCUGUUUGGAGGAAAAGCCAACUCAGCACCUUAAAAGGGACAGAUCUAAAGCCUGGAGUUAGAUGAUAGUGUGACAUCCCUUGUUGUUCUCUCUGUUUUUCUGUGUUCAGUAAAUCUAUUGUAAACUGAGAUUAUAUUGUGCUUUUAAUUGCAAUGAAUAGUUUUCACUUAAAAAGCAACAAGCCACAGAAUUUACACAUGUUCCCAUUAUAAAAGUGUCUUUUACAUCUUUUGCACUAAAGACAGAAAGCAGUCUGAUUUUUACUCACUAUAUUUGUAACCAGGAAUUUUAACAUAUUGGGUUAAAUGUGAUGUUAUGAACUCACUGUCUAUAUCUCUUAGUGGUUUUAAGUUGUGUUGAUCUUUAUUAGGUUAGCACAUAAAUAUCUAUGUUACUGGUCCAUAUGCUUAAAAUAAUGUUGAUGGGUACAUAACUUAAAAUAAAAAGUUUCAAUAUAA
Molecule: messenger RNA, 2057 nt
Organism: Tachysurus vachellii
Lineage: Eukaryota; Metazoa; Chordata; Actinopteri; Siluriformes; Bagridae
Gene: mrs2
Product: magnesium transporter MRS2
Exons: 11
Coding region: 381-1664 (427 amino acids)
Biological process (GO): mitochondrial magnesium ion transmembrane transport
Cellular component (GO): mitochondrial inner membrane
Molecular function (GO): magnesium ion transmembrane transporter activity
Source: RefSeq, a predicted model, not a curated record